GGGGAUCUCGUUUUCGUUGCUCUUGAAUCCUCGAGCUAGGGUUUCAGAUCUUCGAGGCUCAAUGGCGAAGAAGGGGAGAAAGAAGGCUGCUCCCAAGCUCUCCUCGAGACCAGAAGACGCUGGUACUGACGCUGAUAAGAGAUUCAAGGAGCAGCAGCAAGCAUUCAGUGAUCAAGAAGUUGAACGGCGAAUUGCUGCAAUUCAAGCUAUUCAAGCAGCGGAGGUGGAAAGUUUACUUUCCCGGUUGCGCUUGCUGCGGUCAUACUUAAGCAAGGAACAGCUGGACACUUGUGCCUUAACAUUUUUUCAGAAAAACUUGCCCAAUCUAUCUGUAGUAAAGAAUGAAAAAUACAAAGUAUAUGAAUUGGAAUACAAUAACAAAAACAAUGAUUUACUUGGUAACCAUGGCCAUGCCCUAAAUAUUCAUGUUUCAACUGAUAAUACCUGCCAGCCAAGCAGUGAUUUUUAUCUUUCGGCGAAAUCUGUGAAGAACAAUUUUCUGGAUGCUGCAAACUACUGCAUUCCUGAUUUUGUUUUUGAUGAACAAACCGAGAAUCUGAUUGCAGGGAUGAGAGAUGCUUUUCAAACUCCUGGGAACACCAGCAAUAGAUUAUCAUUCGGCAUGACACCAAAAACCCAAAGGGUACCAAAGCAUGGUGAGAUGCUUUUAUCGGUCCAUGGAUCGCCCCUUGGUGUAUACAGAGAAGACAACUUAGAGGCAAUUCAUGAAUCCGGAGAUUGUCCUCCCGGGGAUGGUGUCUGCUGACAAAGUCCAUUAUUCCAUUAGAGGAAGAUAAACAAGGAGAGACGGCGAACCUCAGUUAUGUUGCAGCGGAGAGCAGGCACACCAUGAUGUAUUUUCAUCAUUCUAGAGUGGAUAUGUAAUGCUACAUAGGUUGGAUCAAUCAACUGAUCACAAUUCAAAAAUUAGAAGCAGCUUAAAACAGGUAUGGCAUCAAAGCACCUGUAAUAUGCUAGUUUUUUUUCCUUCUUUGGUUGGGUGAGGGAACUCUAGCUUAUGAUAGACAUGGGAAAAAUGCAUUAAAUCUGAAUUAAGGAUGCCAACUGUGUUGGUUGCUGUAAUGACCUGCAAUUAGCAUGGCAAACAACCAGAGGGUUAACAUCCCAAGCCAAGCAGUUG
Messenger RNA from Dioscorea cayenensis subsp. rotundata (Guinea yam), 1141 nucleotides. RefSeq lists its product as uncharacterized. Bases 62 to 766 code for a protein of 234 amino acids. The transcript is spliced from 7 exons. NCBI's taxonomy places the organism in Eukaryota, Viridiplantae, Streptophyta, Magnoliopsida, Dioscoreales, Dioscoreaceae. The record is from RefSeq and is a predicted model, not a curated record.